Coffea arabica (coffee) is the source of this 2423-nucleotide messenger RNA. The record is from RefSeq and is a predicted model, not a curated record. Lineage: Eukaryota; Viridiplantae; Streptophyta; Magnoliopsida; Gentianales; Rubiaceae.
UGUAGGACCCUGUGAUUGUGAACGCCUGGUUGGUUCUCUCAUUUCUGUGAAGGGUCUAGAAGGAUUCUCACUAAAUUGGACCAGCUUCCAAGUUCCGACUGGGCAACUACAAACGGCUCUGUUCUUUUUAGCUCUUUCUUCUUCAACCGAGCAUCAUUGCUACUAUGAACUUUCACUCUCUCAUAUUGUUUUUCCAGCCAAGAAUUUCGUUGGAGCUGAGGAACCUUCAACCUAGAGUAACUGUUCUUCCAUCUGCAUAAUUCACGGCAUGCUUUUCCUUUCAACUGUUUUUCCCUUUUGAGGUCCGCUUCGGUGAAAAGGGGUAACUGGUUCUUGUUGAUAGGAAACUCCUAAACGUUUUUCUUUUCCCAAUUUUAUUGGUCCAACAGAAGUAAAAUUGUUGUAUGAUGAGGAGCCAUAAAUAAGUUGAAUCUGCGUUUUGACCUGAGGCAGAUUCAAUAUGUCUACUUCUUGGCACAAAUACGAACUGGUGGACGGCUCAGAUGACCCUGAAGACAUCCCAUUAGUCGCGGUCAAUGAGAAGCCUGUUCAUAGGAGGAUAUGCAAGUGUCACCCUUCAGUCCUUGAUGAACUUGGAGAAAAGGGAAAGCUCCAAGUGUCGCACCCCAGAUUUGGCCCAUUUUACCGUGAAGACGAAUCCGAGGUCAGUGGAAAGAAGGAAGCGUGGGAUAAAGUACUGGAAAAAUCUGGAGACAAGAACAGAACCAUAGAAAAUUACUUGUUUGCAACGAGAAGGGUAGAGAAAAGAGCCAGAGCUAGUUAUGCUGAUGCUGGGGGAGUCGUGCGUAACUUGACAGAGUCUCAGUUCCGGUGGAUGAUGAUUGAAGAUGGUUGCUUCUUCCUCCAGUUGGCAUUAUUCAUCCUCGGAGCUUCUUCCCAGCAACUGGGUUAUCCCGAUAAUCACAUUAUCUUUGGCAAAAAAAAGAAGAAAGAGGAUGUCAACAGGUGGAUUGAGGCGAUGUUCUUUGUUGGAAAUCAAGUCCCACUUGUGGUGCUCAAUGAAUUUAUGAAGCAGAGUUUUUUCCAGAAAAUACUAAAUCAAGUGAACAGGGAAACCCCAUCACAACUGCCCAAGCGGAUCUUGUAUGAGUUGCUUGUUCUGCCUGCUCGAGAACAUGUUACCAAUCAAACUGUUACAUCACCAAAGCCCCGGGGUGAAGAGCAGCAGCCUACUGACUUGCUUCAUGCGCUCCACUCAUUCAUGCUUGAUCCAGGACGAAGUUUAAGCAAUGUCAACCCCGAUGAAGCUGAUACAGGCGAUGUUGAUUUGGGGGACAGCGGGGGAGUCCAUGGGACCAAGGACUUGACUCUUAGCGCCUCCGAGUUGAAUAAGAAGGGAAUCCGUUUUAGGAAAGUGAAAGAGGUGGGCUGUACAGAGAUAAGUUUUACAGACUACUUCAUCUUUGCUCGUCUUUACUUGCCGGUAUUCACGAUUGGUGAUGAUACAGAACUAGUUUUCAAAAGCCUGAAGCAUUACGAGGAGAGUCAACAACAGGGCAAGAGCAAACGCGAGGUGAGAUCUUAUCUGCAGUUCAUGAAUGAUCUCAUUUGUACCUAUGAAGAUGUCAAGCUGUUAGCAAAAAAAGGAAUCAUCAAAGCAGACAACCCCUACCAUAAAGAGAAGUUGCCUACAAUCUUGAGCAAUCUGGCCGGCCAGGACAAGCACACCACUCCAAACCUCCACCUUUUGAGGAUCCAACUGAGAGACUAUAACAUUGCUCCCUGGGAAAGGGCAUUUGGUGAGUGAUUUGAAGAUUACGGCGCAAGAAAGAAGCCUUUCCUCAAGAACAGGGAUUGGCUAGUGCAACUCUCGUUAAGGUAAACAUCCUCCUUCAAUUCGUUUCUUGGAGUCCAGAGUGAACUUCUGACAGUGUCUGGAGCUUGAGCUUGACUGAUAUCCAUCUUUCUUCUCCGGUCUGACUUCUGAGAAGAGCAUACCUAGGCCAUGCCACAAUGUUGGAGCAGGGCACAAGCAAGUUAAAGUGGAGAUGAAAGUUCACAAUUUUGGUACAUUUUCUCAACUGGGAUCAUUGGAGAGUAUCAAGAACAGGACAGCUGAAUAAUCUUUUUAUGAAAGACAGCCGUUCGUCAGAGUAACAAUCAAACUUUUUAAUGUCAAGCGAUGCCCUCUUCAAGUGGCUUGAGUUGAUGCCUAUGAAGCGGAUGAUGAGCUCCAAGUCCUCGAGGUUUCCUUCUGCAGUUGCUGCUAGAAUCCGAAGGUUUGUCAGCUUUAUGAGGUCCUUUGCUCUGCACACACUUGUAUUCAAUCCCUCAAGUAUCUCUAGUUGUUUCAAGCUAUCUAGUUUCAACAUUCCACGAUGUUCAGGAGUUUGAAAUGCUAGAGGGAAAUACAGAUGUCUUAAUCGCUCAAGCUUCCAAAUGACAUUUGAAAUGGUCAUUAU